Messenger RNA from Scophthalmus maximus (turbot), 8884 nucleotides. RefSeq names its product leucine zipper protein 1 (gene luzp1). Bases 558 to 3923 code for a protein of 1121 amino acids. Lineage: Eukaryota; Metazoa; Chordata; Actinopteri; Pleuronectiformes; Scophthalmidae. The record is from RefSeq and is a predicted model, not a curated record. The transcript has 9 exons.
AGAGGGAGGCGGGACCUUGGAGCCGGGAAGGGCGUUCUCUCUGCGGUCGGACCGGGCCGAGUCAUCCCGAGGGGUGGGUCCUCCGGCAGCAGAGAAAAGGAAAACCCACCUUCUUCCUUUCUCAUUGUUAAGGACGCGGAGGAAUGUGAUGGUUUGAUCUCGCACGGGCCACGGGAGGGGAAUAUCCGCGAGGAGAGGACCGACGAGAGCGCUUCUUCUCUUCUUUUCUUUUAGGGCUCCAACCGCUGGAAGUUGUGGAUUUAACCGUCGCGUGUGUUUCUCCCCCGGACUCGUUGCUGGAGCCGCUGAAGGAUGGCGACUUCGCAGAGUGGAGCUUAAUGUGCCACAGACUUGAGGCUACAUCUAAAAUAUGACAGAUUCACCAGCUAAACGCCACCCUGAGGGAUCUUCAGAGUUUUAAAGCAACAGGCACAAAAAGAAGAGAAAAGAGUAUUUCUUCAGGAGCCUAAAGGACUUGCUAUCACUAGCACACAAAUGUGGACCAUUUUCUGAGUAACAACAUAAACACAACCAAUAAAACAUAAAAAUUUGUUGCCAUGUCGGAUCAUAAAGACAUGACACAUCGCCACUUGCGGCACAAACUACAGAGUCUUGGCCGGCGACUCGAUGAACUUGAAGAAGCCACCAACAAGCUGCAGAAGUCUGAGGAUGAGCUGAUUGACCUGCAGGACAAGAUCAUCCAGGCAGAGGGCAGCAACUCGUCCCUGCUUAGCGACAUUGAGGCCCUAAGGAAACGUCUCCUGAAGAUCCAGGGCAAAGAUGAGGAGGUUCGCAAAGCUGAGGACCUAUGCCGCACAGUCCGAGAGAAACUGGAAGAAGAGGAAAAUCUUACAAUUGAGCUUAAGGCCGAGAUUGAACGUCUACAGCGGAGAAUGGCCGAACUCGAGAAACUGGAAGAAGCUUUUGGGAAAAGCAAGUCUGACUGCAGCCAGCUCUGCCUCAGCCUUAAUGAGGAGAAGAACUUGACUAAGAAGCUCUCCACUGAGUUGGAGAGUCUCAAAGUCCGUUUGAAAGAGAUGGAGGGGUCUGAGACAAAACUGGACAGAGCAGAGAAGGCUUUGGCUACGGAGCUUGAGAAACUCAAGGGAUUCACCCAGACCUUUGUGAGUGAACGUAAGAGGCUACUCGACAAACAGAGAGAGGACGAGAAGAUCAUUCUAAAGCUGACAGAAAAACUGGAGCACCAGAAAAAUCGCCUUGGCAUCUCAGCGGAUCCUGGCCGGGGAGAUUACAUGCGGUCACAAAUUGAAGAUGAGCUGUCAUCCACAGGUCUACUUACAAGUAAACUGGCUGGACACAAGAAGAACCAUGACUACUUCAAGUUGCCUGAUGACAAUAUCAGUCUUGUGAACAAAUCUGAAAAUGAGAAGAACAGUGGUCUUGAAGGCUCACAGGAGGAGGACAAUAAAGUAAAGGAGUUGACACAGGAAGUGGAGAGGCUGAAGAAUCGCCUCAAACAGCUGGAGAUAGUGGAGGAGGAUUUGAAGAACUCUGAGUCCAAAAAUGGACAGCUUCAUGAGAAGUUCCAGAUGGAACGGAACCGGGCUCGCCAAUUAAGUGAGCAGGUGGAACAGUUCAGGACACAGCUGUGUGGAAAAGGUGGGAUUGGAGGAUAUGGAACCAGUAAUGUGGAUAAACAUGGCAAUGGAAGCAUGCCUGCUAACGUCCUGGAGAAUGGCAAAGCUGAUAAUGAAGAGAUUAUUUUAAAGGGUGGUUUCAGACAAGAGAAGCCCAAACAUAGGAGUCCUGCAACUGUCUCCGAACCAAGCUCUCCUAAACACAGAAUCAGGGAGCUCUCUCCUCAGCAUAAAAGAGAGGCUAAACUGAAGAGCCACUCUGAGGACUCUCCUAAGGCUGCGAGGAGACCGCUUAGUCCUGCUCCCAAGAGCAGGAGACCACCCAAAACCUUAACUACUGCAAUUCCAUCCGAUAACGGAAUAAGAGACACAGUACGAGGAACUGAGGACAAGAUGAGAGGAGCUGCUUUCAGCUCUGUAAAUACACCUUCUAGUGAUAUUAAAAAGGCGUCAGUUCUCAGUCGCUACCCUCCAGCUGCUAAUGACAAGAAGCCCCUGAGGACAACUCACAAACAGACAGAUGAGACAAAAAAGGGAAGAGCAGAAAAAAUGUCAAAAUUGUACGUUGGUAGUGAUAGCGAAUCAAACAACUCUGAUGUAGUUCCUGAAAGCACCAGUAACAUCAACAGUAUCUCUGAACUAGAGAAGGAAACAGCGUCUGCCUCGGAUCAGGAAUCAAUAGACCAGGUUCAGGAAUCUGUCUCCAUGGCAUCCACCCUGUCCAAAGCCAAUGGAUCAUUCACAGCAUACAGAUCACAAGUCACUCCUCUGCAGCCCAGCGAGCCGGGGUCGGAGGGUCAUUCCUCUGCCUCAGAAACCGAAUCUACUGGUUCAAGGCCCUCUGAACCCGAGCCUGUGACUGAGACAGUUACUGCAACCGCAAGCAGUAGGACUACAACAUCCAGACAUCCUAGAUACUCCCAUGUCCAUGACUCGCAUUCGGAGGGCUCUUCUUCCAGGAGUUCAUUUGAUGAGGAGCUCCACAGCAGGAUACAGUUAUCCGAGGGAGGCCAGCCCACGCAUACUCCGUCAGGGAUUGAGAUCCAGCGAGUGUGCAGCCCUCGCGAGGCGCUGAGGUCAAGAGCUGUCAUCAAGCCUGCCAUUGUUGAGAUCGAUAGGAAGGAAGUGAUGAUUUCAGAUCCUUUGUCCACCAAUGGCAAACCCAAAAUCUCCACCAAACCAGUUGUGACCACGACUAGUAAAAUGACCAGCAGUAUAACCAUCUACCCCAAUGACCCAAGCUCUUCCAGAACCAGCAGCCGCAGCAGCAGUGUGUGCAGUGAACCCAUGGCUGUCAAAGAGCGCCACACGUCCACCAGUAACAUCCUGAUAGGCCCCAGCAAUGAGCACCAUGGCAGCAUAUCCAUCCCAUAUGAAAUCUCUAUCCCCAAGAGCGAGAUCACUUUGCGAUCGUGCCAGGAUCAGGACUGUGGGCCAGACAACCACAGUGACUCCUCAUCAAGAUCCAAACUGCACAGCAGCUCCAGAGUGGAGACCACCACCAACAGUCAACUGUGCUGCCAACGCAGCAACUUCAGCCUCCAGUCCGCGGACGCCACAUCUGCAGACUUCAACGACACAGAGUCGGGCUUCGAGAGCAGCAGCAGUACCACCACGGUCACCAGCUGGAGAAGCCAAAGACAAAGCCAGAACCCCCAAGAAGACAGUUUACCAGACACGAAGAAUGUAACUGUGAGAAGCACCUGGCGGAACAGAGGCACUCCAUCAGUGGAUGAGAUGGGCCGGGGAAGAGGGCCUAUGACCGAUGGUGGGUCUGAAGACGAGGCUGAGGCGACAUGGAGGGCUUACCGGGCAACUACUUUUGACACAGAAGAAGCUAUGAACAGUGCUGGUUCGAAUGCUGCAGCACAGAAGGGAGCCAAGCCAUCCCCUGCAGAGGUGUACAUGCGUAGGAUCAACAGUGUAGUUGCUAACACUAGAGAAGCGGAGGAGGCAGCGCUGCGCCGAGCCAAGCGCUCUCAGUCUCCCACCGUGGAAACAGGAGGCCCAGCAAGGACUACGCCCCACGCACCCGUGACCUCACAGUCCUGGGGACGAUCAUACACUCAACAACCACCGGCUGCUGAUGGUGUCGAUCCCAGUACGAACUCGAGCCACAGCCCGGCCUCCUGGAGACGGCAGCUACCCAGCAGCGACUCGCACCACCUGGGCAGCUCCUAUGACCGGGCAUCCAAGACGGCAGGAACCUCCUCCAGAGGAGGGGAGCUGUGGUCCAGUCGGGGUCAAGGGUCAGGGGCUAGAGGGGACGGGAGGAGCGGGCCGGGGAGUCGACCGUGGAGCCAUCGCCCGUCGGAUUAUCAUUAGACCGCCUGGGUCUGAACAGGACUUGAGCAGCAACGAGGACAGCACUCCAUCAAUCUCUCACUGGCAAAAGCAGAGCCAAACACCAGUCUCCCAUCAACUAACGGCUACACCUAUUGCCAUCGUGUCCUUCAGACGACAUCUGCAGCUUUUAUAACGAGCAGAGAAAAGAUUUUAAAAAAUCCAUAUAGAACAACAAACCACAGAUCUGACCCUGAGCACGGAGCACGGAGAUGUGCUCUACCAAUCCUGGAAUUUUUUCUCUGUCCGCAAAAGAGGCAUAAAUGGAAAGACAGUGCCUGUGCAGCAUUGUGGAGGUCGCCUCACCAGCCCACGUAUCCUCUUCUGCUCCUUGUGUUGGAUGUAUUAUAGUGUAAUCCCAAAAUUUGACAAGGGAGAGGCUGGCACGCUGGGGAUGGCUGGAGAUUUUUUUUUUUCUUCCUUUCUUUCUGCAUGCCACAGAGAGAGCUAGAAGAAGAGGGACUCAAAAACAAUGAGCACGCCUUUUUCCGGAGGACCAUUACAGCUGGAUGUCGCUUUUGAAUCACAAUUUCAACCUUUGUUGAUCACUGAAGAAAACAACCCAACCAACAGUAACGUCUUCAUCUCAUGGGGCUGGAACUUCACGCAGAACACUUCACAAACUAAAAGAUCUUUGCCUUAACUGUGACCAAAAACGGAAAGCGAAUUACCCUCUUUGCAGACCCAUAACACAUAUUUACUUUUUCUCCAUGAGCUCACUUUUGCUUCAAUUCAGUCAGACCAUCAUCUUUCCUUUAUAUAUAUAUAUAUAUAUAUAUUUCUAUAUAUAUAUAUAUAUAUACACACACACACACACACACACACACACCAUACACACACAUCGGUGUCACCACUUUCUGGCAUGCAUUCUGGAUUCAAUUUGUUUUUUUAGGUGCUGGGUGAACAAUUGCAUGUUUCUAGUAAUGAAUGAAAGAAGAGCACGUGGAAGAUUGUGACUUCGACAUAUACUCAGCUUAACAGAUUGUUGGUGGCGGCAUUGUAGCAGUGAGCACACACACACACACACACACACACUUUCUGACAGGCUGGGAUCGUAUUUUUGCUUUUUUUUUUCAUUCUUUGUAAUUCGCUUCCUGUUCUGCAUCAUCCACUCCUCUGUUGUCUGCUCAACCAUAUCAAGAUAAAAAGCUCCUAAGUUUGAACAUGAUUAAAUGCAAUGCACAUGUAUAUAAAAAAAACAACAACAAGGAUUUGGGGUGGUAAGGGGGGAGGGUUGUACUGUUAAUAUGUUUAUAACCUCAUUCCGUGGUGCUUUUGAUUCUCAGCUCUUGCAACUGUCCUCCUCCGUGCGUUUUGAGAAAGCUGAACAUUGGACUGUGGAUUAACCAGCAAACCUGGCCUGGCAGGGCGGACCGUUUCAUUUAGUGCUGCUGUAAAUACCGUGUACACGCCCGCCAGUCGUUGGAAAAUCACAAGGGGGCUGGACUUUAAACAUCAAGGAACCGACCGUCCCGCUCGUGUGCGUGUGUGUGUGUGCGUAUGCGUGCGUGCGUGUGUGUGUGUGUGAGUGUGAGAGAGAGAGAAAGACUGGGUUCGCCGUGCGAAUCGUCCCGAGCUUCUUACAUCUAUGGGGGUGUAUUAUUUUGUUACAUCAUAGAAGUAUCAACUUGUGGUUGGUAUGUAUGAGCAAUAUCUCAUUGGUGGGGGCCAUGGCAGCAACGGGGAGGGGGGGAGGGGGGCAUAGAAACUGAUUUAGUAGUGGCCAGUAAUUAAAUAAGUUUCAUUGAGGUAUGUGGUGCACGUCUGUGACAGAAACCUCAUUGAAGAUUAUUUGAAAUCAAUCUGUUCAAUCAUGCAUCAGGCGCCAUGCGGAUCACGGGUCCAAACUGAAAACUAACAUUUCAACAAAUGUUAAUUUGAAUCACUUUGACCUUUUUGCUAGAAAUAUCAACAGUGUGUCUACCUGUGCCUUCAAAUAUCAUAAGAAAGGUAGAUUGUACAGACAAUACAUACUCAUAUCAUAUCCCUCCACUUGCUGAGCAGAUAAACAACUGUAGUAUAAAUACAUAUAGAACACUAGGAUUGUUACAGGGAGCAUUGUAAAGACGUCCUCAGAGAGAACUCCUCCCCGAUGGAGGUCAAAACAACUUUCCCUGGAGGCUCUUUUUUUUUUUUUUCUUUCCUUAACCCAACUUUAAAGUACCAUUUGAAAGAAUACAGACCGCAACGCCCAAAGCGCUACGUCCUCUAGAUUUGUCUGUCGGGAGUCGGCUUCAGAAAAGGAUUUGCCAUGUGGCCACUCCAUGGCCACUGCUGGCUUUAUGAUGGAGCAGAAAACAGACCGGACACACUGCUCCGAGCUCUCAUUGCUCGUGCCAAGACCUGAUGAUCAUAUGGUCCUUCUGUGCUUUCCUCUGUUAUUGUUUCAACUACCACUCUUCUCAUGUACCAAGAGGAAUUGCCAACUCUUCCCCAAUCUCCCAUCUUUAUAGCCAGUUCCAAUUUUCCUUUUAGCAUUUUCGGAGAAGCCAAAUGUCCCCGUCCCCCUCCACCUCCCUUCGUCUCCCUCUUCUUCUUCUUCUUCUUCUUCUUCUUCUUCUCCGCAUCUUCCUUGGAUUCUCAUUUCCUAAAAAGGGGAGAGUCCCGGACAGCGGUGAUAUGUGUUGUUGGUCCCGGCGAGUCGUUUCAUUGAGGGCCAGCAGCCUGUCACCAGACAGUGAUGGGCAGCUCCCCGGGUAGCUGAAAGGUCAGGGGGUCAGGGCUGCUGUCUAAUCCCGUCUCCACGUCUUGGCUCGGGGCUUCUAAAUACAGGGGAGAGGAAAGACGCAACGGCCUGGCAGCGAUGUGCACUGUAGGGAUGAUUAAAACACGGUAUCGCAUGUCCAGAGACACACGUGGUCGCCCGUGGGUGGGUGGGUGGGUGUGUUGUUAUUAAUAUGACAUGCUCGACAUGUGAACCGGUGUGUCGUAAGCAGACUCUCCAUGCAUGUGUGUCUGUCAGAGCUGGCGAGUUUUUGAUUUACCUUUGAGGCUGACAUCACCGCGGGGUUAGCGUUACUGUACGUGGCAACUCGGUGAUGCGAGUUCUAACUCCAAUGCCCUCGUCGACCCUCACCACAAUCAAUCACCUCAGCUUCUGCUAGAGCUGAAUGUUUUUUGACGUGGACGGUGGAUGUUAUGAUUUCAAAAUUCCCCGGGAGGAGAAGAGGUUGUUUUAGCAGUGGAGAGAAAAGGGUUUCCUGCUCGAAGACUUAAGAGAAAGAGGGUUAGGGGGUUGGGUUAGGGUCCGCAUCCGUUAUUUACAAGUCUUUUUAUUUUUUUCUUCCCCGUUUAAUAAAGUAGACUAGAAUGUACUUAGUGGAGAUUGGAGUUGCUCCGCAGUAAUGGCUCCCGGGCAGCGAGCGGGACCUGUUCCCCCUCAGAGGCCUCCGUUGUGAAGCCAGGGUCAUGGUGUCGUUGGGUGGCGAAGGCCGUAAUCUGCACUUAACUAGCACUUAACUUUAAGACCUCAAACGACUAAUGCCCCCUUCGGCCCCCUUUGUCAAAAAGUUUCCUCUUCUGAGUGUCCCAGAUAUGAACUUUAACGACAGUUUUUUUUUUUUCCGUACCUGAAUGUACCAGUCAGAUAUUUGCUUUUGAACCGGCUAAAUUAGAGUAUUUAAGAAUGAUCUCACCAGUGGGAAAAAAAGAAAGGAAAUUAAUGAAUCACGUUUGACCAUAUUUGUCCAGGUAUGGCUCCCAGUUAUGCCUGUGUCUCCGCCUUCUUACAUAGUGCCAAAAUCAUUCCACAGUAUUUGCGGUUUACAGUGAGAGACGGGCGACCUGUCUCUGAAAUACUGAAAUCAAGGGGAAAUGUACAAUUCGAGGGUUUUUGUUGUUGUUGAUGAUGAUGUUGUUUUCUGGUUAUGUAUGUUUUAAUUUCUUUGUUAAACAAAAGAUGUCUUAUUUUGGAAGCUAUAUCGGAUAGAUUUUAUUUAAGGAAAAAUCUUGUACCUUUUUGUAAAGUGGGCCUUAUUAUUGAAAUAUAUUAAGUAUUUGUCCAUCUUGAUUUUUAAGAAUGAUAUUUUUUUGUCUUUGCAAGAUAAUGUCUUUCUCGUGGUUAUUACACUCCUGGAGAGUACUUUCUUCCUGCAUUUUGUGUUUAUGUUAUUUCAAUGCGAGACAUUUCUCACGAUGACACGUCAUGGAUGAGCGAGAGAGACCAUUUAAAAAAGAGAGAGAGAGAGAGAGAGCGAGAGAGGGGCGGGGGUUGUGUCGUAGUCGUUGAAGAGAGAAGCGAUGUGCGUUGUAUCCGAGCUGAACAGGUCUGCAGCGCUGAGCGGUUCACCAUGUGUUGUCCUGUUUGUCUUUUUCUUUUCUAUCAGGCCUAUUCAAUGGUCCGACCUCUUAGCUGCUCUGUUCUCCCUCGCUCAUAAAUUCAGGGUUUGUACAUCUGUGCUGUAUGUUUGUAUGUGCUGCCAAAGAAAGAAGCAUUGCAGGCCCCAGACACACGUGUAUAUGUAUAUGUAUAUAUAUAUAUAUAUAUAUAUAUACAUAUACAUAUAACACAAAUAAUCUAAUAGGAGUAUUCUUUAAGGAAUUAAAAAAGACGAUGUGUAUAACUGGAUCCCACCUCUCUUACACACACACACGCUCGCACACAGACGAGAAUUUGAACAAUCAACAAGUGUUUAACGCCCCAUGUUUAUACAUUCAUGUGCAGAAGAAGGAGACCGACCGACAGAGGUGUCCAACACAGAAAUGUAAGUAGUGAAAUCAGAUAUGAUUUGUUGUUGUGUGUCAGUAACGCCAGAUGGACUGUGUCAGGAGGCUGGUCUCUUUUUUUGUCUUUUUCUUUUCCGCUUUUAGAACUUUACAGUACAUUGUGCAUGUUUUAACCUUUACUGUGGCUGGCGCACUCUGCAUGUAGGUCUCUUGAAGCUGCCAACUGUACAGCAGACCAUAUGUAUUCCAAUAAAAAUAAAAAACCAACCUGUUUGUAA